Molecule: messenger RNA, 376 nt
Organism: Ambispora gerdemannii
Lineage: Eukaryota; Fungi; Glomeromycota; Glomeromycetes; Archaeosporales; Ambisporaceae
Source: the annotation of a GenBank genome assembly
ACCCAUAAUUCUUUUGACCGUCUUUUUAAUGUUCGUUGUGGUCAUCGCUCAAGCAACUCCUACUCCGGUUGCCAAAAAAGAAAAAAUAGGAAAAAACUUAUACCUUGAUGGUGUAAGAUUUGAAGGUUACUACAAAAAAAUCGCUCACGAAUUGUUAAAAGUCCACCACCAAUAUAAUUCACUCUUUUCUUCGUUUAACGGAACUAUAAAAGAAGCCGCAAAGAAAGAUAAUUUACCUGUACCAGAAUUUUUCAUUGAUUGGAAUGAAAAAUAUAUUGAUGAAGCAAAUCAAGCACACCAGAUUUAUUUAGUUUUUAUCGCGAAACUUGAAUCAUUUAGGAAGAAGAUUGAGGAAGCAUAUAAACAUAAUAAAUAA